UGGCGCGAGGGGAGGGAGGUAAACAAGAUGGCGGCAGCCUUGAAGCAGCAGCGGCUGUGAGGAACAGAUGCGAGAAAAUAAGCGACUGAGGAGCAGAAGAGGAGCAGAAGCGCGAGUGUCCGUGUCUCGUCAAGCCGUGCCGGUGAUCGCAGCCUCAGCUCGUGAUAUAAUAGCUGUUGUUCCUCUGGUGGGACACUUACAUCCUCUAAAAAGCACCGUCGGUCUGAUUCAAACACGGUAUUUCAGUCAUGGAUUUCCCGUAAUGCCGAAGUGAAGUCGGUAAUCCUCACCAAAGAGAGCGUUCACGUGCAGCUGAAGAGGAUGCAAGGUCUUCUGCGACUGAAGACUAAUAAAGCCGAAACGAACUGAAACGAAACCACACCAGCGGAUUCUCACAGACUUGUGCAGACGCGGUUUGUUUCAGGUUAUUGUUCGGAUCUGUUCGCGAUGCUUCGGUUAAACCGCAGCAGGUGUUUAUCGAUUGACUGAUCUUCCUGAUCUCCACUACUCCUUCGGAAAACAAAUAUUCCUGUCGAGCAAUCAGUAAGAGCGCGGGAUCGGCGGAGGGAGAGCGUGAGCCCCGGGAAGAUGAGUUUAGGUGGAGAGCUCCAGCAUCUGGACUACCUGACGGAGAACGAGCUCAUGGACACCUUCAUCCACCGCAUCGACUCCACCGAGGUCAUCUACCAGCCCCGACGCAAGCGCGCCAAGCUGAUCGAGAAGUACCUGAUGGGGGAUCUGCUCGGGGAAGGGUCCUACGGGAAGGUCAAGGAGAUGCUGGACUCGGAGACUCUGUGUCGCAGAGCCGUUAAGAUCCUGAAGAAGAAGAAACUGAGGAGGAUUCCCAACGGAGAGGCCAAUGUGAAAAAGGAGAUUCAGCUGCUGAGACGAUUACAGCACAAAAACAUCAUCCAGCUGGUGGAUGUGCUGUACAACGAAGAGAAGCAGAAAAUGUAUAUGGUGAUGGAGUAUUGUGUCUGUGGAAUGCAGGAAAUGUUGGACAGCGUUACAGAGAAGAGAUUUCCUGUAUUUCAAGCUCACGGGUACUUUUGCCAGCUUCUGGAUGGUCUUGAAUACUUGCACAGCCAGGGAAUUGUACACAAAGAUAUUAAACCAGGGAAUUUGCUGCUCACU
Messenger RNA from Sinocyclocheilus grahami, 1134 nucleotides. RefSeq names its product serine/threonine-protein kinase STK11-like. Gene Ontology annotation, molecular function: protein serine/threonine kinase activity; ATP binding. Gene Ontology annotation, cellular component: cytoplasm. Gene Ontology annotation, biological process: intracellular signal transduction; protein phosphorylation. The annotation marks the transcript as partial. NCBI's taxonomy places the organism in Eukaryota, Metazoa, Chordata, Actinopteri, Cypriniformes, Cyprinidae. The record is from RefSeq and is a predicted model, not a curated record. The transcript is spliced from 6 exons.